Paramecium octaurelia is the source of this 2536-nucleotide messenger RNA. The record is from the annotation of a GenBank genome assembly. Lineage: Eukaryota; Ciliophora; Oligohymenophorea; Peniculida; Parameciidae.
AUGUAAUUUUAUGGCUUACUUCCAGCACCAAAUCCUUUGGUUUAAGCGGCUGAUCCAGAAAUUAAAUAAAAAAUGUAUAAAUGUAAAUGAAUAAGUGGAUAGGUAAAAAAGAAAGAUGCAUAUGAUGAAAGAGAUUCAGCAUUCAAUAUGUGGGAUUACUUUAGUGACAAUAAAGUUAACUUGAUCUAUCAGCGUUUCGACAAUUAUCCAUGGUCUAUGAUCCCACUGAAUAAUCAUCGAUUUGCUGCGUCCUGUUUCUUUGAUUGCAAAAAAUUAAUGGCUUUAAAUAGAGAAUUAAGAUUAACAGAAUUUACGAUUGUCUUAAAUAAAAAUUUAUAUCCUUCUACAAUGAGAUAAAAAGAAUCAAAACAACUAGUUCUUGAAUAAGACAACAAGAAAUAUAAUGGGCUGAAAUUUGAUUCCAAUUUUGAAAGUGGAAAUCUGUUUACAUCAUAUAGAGUUGGGCCUAAUGAAUAUGAUUUGAUGAUGUAAAAUGACACUAAUUCGAAAGGAAACACCUAAUGGUUUUACUUUUCAGUUGAAAACACAUUGAAAAAUACUGUAGUUACUUUUAAUAUCAUAAACUUUGUAACUUAUAUAUUUUUAUCAAGCUUUGUAGAUAAAAUGUGAUUCAUUAUUUAAUAUGGGAUAAAGGCCAGUUAUUUUUUCUACCAAAUGCAAUAGAUAAAAAGGGACAGGGUGGAUUAAAGCAGGCCAUAACAUCAUUUACUUUCGAAAUAAAUUUAAGCGAGAAAAUAGCUCUCUUAAAACUUAUUAUACUCUUUCUUUUAGUUAUAAAUUCGAGUAUUCCAACGAUAAAGUUUACUUUGCGUAAUGUUACCCUUAUACGCAUUCAUAAUUAAAUAAUUUUAUAGAAAGAUCGAUUCGACCAAAUAAAGUAAAAAUAACAAUAUCCUUAGUUUGCUGAAGUAAAAGAGUUAUGUAAGACAAUCUCAAAAUUACCUUGCCCCUUAAUUAUUAUUGGAAAUGGUAAAAAAGCUAUUUUAUUGAUGGCGAGAUAGCAUCCAGGAGAAACUCCAGGCUCAUAUACAAUUGAAGGAACGAUUGAAUUUUUAAUCAGCAGUUGCAUGGAAGCAGAAGUUUUAAGAAGUCACUUUACCUUUUAUAUAAUUCCUAUGAUAAAUCCUGACGGAGUGGUUUUUGGAAACUAUCGUUGCAAUCUUUAUGGUGUUGAUCUAAAUAGAAUUUGGAUUUGCCCUCAUAAAGAAUUGCAUGAUUCUGUUUGGCAUGUUAGAGAAUUAAUAAGAUAAAUAAACUAAACAACUGAAUUGAGUUUAAUAAUUGACUUUCAUGGACAUUCAAAAAAGUAAAAUUUUUCUUUACUUUUAGAUUCAAUAGUUUUUAUUAUGCUAAUAGUUUAUGUGAUGAAUAAAAAUUGCUACCUUUAAUAAGUUGUAAUCUUUCUAAAAUGAUGAAUUUACGAGAUUGCUCCUUCAGUGUACAUGAAAGUAAAAAGAAGACAGCAAGAGUAGCAUUAUAAUCAGAAGUCAAAAACGGUUUUACCUACACGUUAGAAAUCUCCUUUCAUGCUUUUCGAUAAUAAGCAUUCCAAGAUUUUACCGAAAGCUCUUAUAAGUAAUUAGGUGAAGAUGUUUCAUUAUCAAUAUUUAAGUUAUUUGAAUCUUAAAUGGUAAAAUCCAGUAAAUUACCAAGAACUUUAACAUUAUAAUAAAAUGAUGAAUUAGAUAAAUUAAUAAAAGAAUGCGAUCUAAGCUAACUUUAGAUAGGCGAAGAUGAUUCAGGUAGUGAUUCAAAUCCAGAAGAGGAUGCCCUAUAAGAAUAAGAACUUCAAUCAUUCUUUAAUUCUCAGAAACAAAAUAAAAUAAUUAUAUAAACAAAAAAAAAGCUUAAUCGAAUUGAAAGGGCAUCAUAAACUGACAUACAGCAUUAUUAAAAUCUUAUGUUAGAUGAGAAAGUAUUAUAAAAAAUUGAAGAAUAAGUUAAAUCUAUAAGAAAACCCAACGCAGAAACACUUGGAUUCUAAAGCAUUCAAGAAAUAGUUACAAACUAUCAAGAUGUUCCAUUAUAGGAAGGUUUUAAAAACUCAUUUUAGUAAACUGACAUUUCUUUACAGUAAAUCUUAGGCAAGAUGCAAGUCUAUCAUGUUAGAGUCUCUAACAAGUAAUUAAAAAAUAUAUUUAGAAAUUCCAUGUUUUAAAAUUAAAUUGCUACUCAAUCUAGCAAACCAGUCGUGAUAGUUCUCAAAAAUCCCUAUUCCAAGCAAUAAUUGUCAUAACAAUAAUAGUUAAUGCCACAACACUAGGAAGCUUCCAUCAAAAAUAGAAGGAGAAUCACAUCAAUAACAGGAAGAUCUUCGAUUGAAUAUAAAAGACUGUCUCAUGAUAGAAAAUACAGCAUCUAACAAUAUAAUUAAGAUAGGAAUCAUGCUAUAAGUUUCACCUAAUAACAAGUCACACCUUAAAAUUUGUUAACAUAAGACGCUACUUUUGAGAAAAUUGCAAAUAUUAGUAAACUGAAAUUUUAUGAUAAAUAAAUGCUUAAAAAUUUGUUUUGA